Saccharomycopsis crataegensis is the source of this 3591-nucleotide messenger RNA. RefSeq names its product U2 snRNP complex subunit RSE1 (gene RSE1). Gene Ontology annotation, molecular function: protein binding; U2 snRNA binding. The coding region runs from base 1 to 3591 and encodes 1196 amino acids. Gene Ontology annotation, biological process: mRNA splicing, via spliceosome. Gene Ontology annotation, cellular component: nucleus; U2 snRNP. The record is from RefSeq and is a predicted model, not a curated record. The transcript has a single exon. Lineage: Eukaryota; Fungi; Ascomycota; Saccharomycetes; Ascoideales; Saccharomycopsidaceae.
AUGGCCUUUGAUUCUUUGUAUCUUUAUCAUCGUACUCUUCAAGAGCCAUCAUUCUCCGUCACUUCGGCGUUGGGCCAAUUUCAAGGUAAGAAAUCUCAAGAAAUUGCCAUUGCUAAAGCCGCAUCUAUUGAAUUAUGGAAAGUUAAUAGUAGCACCGGAAAAUUAUCGAGAAUAGUCUCACAAGACGCUUUCGGUUCUAUAAGAGCGUUGAAUGCCUUUAGAUUGGCCGGGCUGUCUAAAGACUACUUGGCAAUAACGUCGGAUUCUGGAAAAUUUACCGUCUUAGAAUACAAUAUCAAUACCAAAAAAUUUCAAAUAGUUUUCAACGAGCCAUUCUUCAAAACUGGAUUACGAAGAUUAGCUCCUGGACAGUACAUGUCACAGGAUGCGAAGGGAAGAGCAAUCAUGUUAUCAGCAAUCGAAAAAAAUAAGCUUGUAUAUGUCUUCAACCGUGACUCUCUGGAUAAUUUGACAAUCUCAUCACCUUUGGAGGCCAAUAGAAAUCGUAUUUUGACGUUUGCGUCUUGUGGAUUGGAUGUUGGUUACGAGAAUCCUGUAUUUGCUUCAAUUGAAAUUGAUUAUGGUCAAUUCGAAUUCAAUGGAAUUGAUCCUGAUUCUCCUCCAAAGAAAACAUUGACAUUUUACGAACUUGAUUUGGGUUUGAAUCAUGUCGUCAAGAAACAAUCCCAACAAAUCCCACAUACUUCAAACUUUCUAUUGAGUGUCCCUGGUGGUAAAAAUGGGCCUUCAGGUGUGAUAAUUGCGUGUCAGAAUUUUAUCCAGUAUAAAUCCCCAUAUACUCAAAAAGCUUUCAUAGUUCCUAUUCCUGCACGUACUACCCAAACAAAUCGCGAUUUCAGCUCUAAUUACAUCAUAUGUGGGACCGUUCAUACCAUGAAGGAUAAGUUCUUCAUCCUUUUACAGUCCAACUUCGGUGACAUCUUUAAAGUCACAAUAAACUAUGAUUCCAAUAUGGUUGUUGAGUCCAUGCAGAUAAAAUAUUUCGAUACCAUUUCAAUAUGUAAUAGUAUGCUCAUCUUAAAGUCAGGGUUCUUAUUCGCUGAUGCUCAGCACGGCAAUAAAUCGUUGUACCAGUUUGUUAAGCUUGGUGAUGAUGACAACGAAAGAAUUUAUGACUCUGCGGAUUAUUUCAAUACUUCGGAAGAAGUCGAAGACGUGGUAUUCACUCCAAAAGAUCUGGAGAAUCUUGAAGUCACGGAUAUAAUUGAACUGUUGAAUCCAAUUUUGGACUCUAAAUUAAUCAAAUUAUCAGAGCAAACAUCGAGAAUUUCCACCGUUUGUGGAACGAGUAAUAAUUCUGCUUUGAAAGUAUUAACACACGGAUUGAAUGUCGAAGAGGUGGUAACCUCUGAGUUGGGAAAUACUGCAACUGGGGUUUUCACGACAAAAAUGACGUCCAAUGAUGAUGUUGAUAAAUAUUUGGUGAUCUCAUUUGCAAGUCAUAGCUUGGUUUUAUCAAUAGGUGAAUCUGUGGAGGAAGUGACUGAUUCUGGGUUUGAUGUUGAGACUGCUACCAUCGGGGUUCAACAGAUGGGUAUCAAAUCAUUGAUGCAAAUUCACAGCAAUGGGAUUAUUCAUUUGAAAAAUAAUGAAGAAGAAGGUACACAGAAAGUUAAUGAAUGGUUUCCGCCAGCAGGGAUCAAAAUCAUAAGCUGCACUAGUACAAAUUAUCAAUUGGCUGUGGGAUUAUCAAACAGGGAAUUGGUUUAUUUCGAACUUAGUGAUGAAGAACAACUAAUCGAGUAUCAGGAAAGAAAGGAAAUGCCGGGCCAAAUUUUAUCACUAUCACUUGGUGAUAUCCCAGAAGGCAAAUUGAGAAGCAACUUUUUAGCCGUGAGUUGUAACAACCAGACUUUGAGAGUGCUAUCUGUGGAUCCAAAAAAUGUACUUGGCUUGGUGACUGUUCAGUCUUUGAGUAGUAAUGCAAGUUCUGUGUUAUUACUAUUAAUGGCUGAGUCGAUUGAGGAAGAGUAUAAAUCUUAUCAGUUAUACAUGCAUCUCGGGCUAGAAAAUGGGAUUUAUGUUAAAACUUUGAUCAAUUCCAGUAAUGGUAAAAUUAGUGAUAGAAUAGUUCAAUAUUUGGGGCCUUAUCCUAUCAGAUUAUCAAAGAUUAAAACCAAUUUUGGAGAGAGUUCUGUUUUGAUUUGUUCCAAAGAGUCAACGCGCAUAGGAUUCAUAUCUAAAACUACUGGCUUUAAACUGUUGCCAAUAGCAUAUGAUUCCAGCCUUAGUUACGGUGCAAGCUUUCAAUCUGAAGAAUAUCCAAAUGGGUUGGUAGGUGUUCAUGAUGAUCAAUUAUAUAUCCUUCUGUUGGAAGAUUUUACAAAAGAAUUUAAGAUUGACGUAUUACCAUUGAGAUUCACACCGAAGAAGUUCAUUUACUAUAAAAAUUUAGACGGUAAUUCCGCAUACUAUAUUGCAGAGACUGAUGGGAACACUGUUUUGUCAGCAGAACAAAAUAAUGAACAAAUGAUUUAUCCUAGAGAAACUGGUUCCUGGGCAUCUUGUCUUCAAGUCAUCAACUCUAUGGACGGCGAGCUUAUUCAUAAUAUUGAUUUUGAAAAUAAUGAAACAUUAUUCAAUCUAGCUAGUGUCACUUUCAAAACGACAGGCCUAACAUAUUUGGUCAUUUCAACAGCAGUGGACUUUUCAUUCACUACCAAAUCUCUGAGCCCGAGAUUUUAUCUCAAAUGUUACAAGAUUCUUCAGGAUUUGAAAUUGGAGCUCAUGCAUCAAACUAAGGUUGAAAAGCCUGUCGCUUCUGUAGUUGAUUUUGCUGGGAAAUUGCUUGUUGGUAUGGGUAAUACUUUAAGACUAUAUGACAUGGGUCAAAAGCAAUUACUUAGAAAAGCUGAAAUCACCUUGAAUAAUCUAAAUAAUAUAAUCAGCUUGAAAACACAAGGAUUUAGAAUUUACGUUGGAGAUAUCAAAGAGUCUAUUACGUUUGUGGUAUAUAAACCUAAACAGAAUAUUUUUAUUCCGUUUGUGGAUGACUUCGUGUCUAGGCAUGUCACGUCGUUCACUACUCUUGAUUAUGAUACAGUCAUUGGUGGUGAUAAAUUCGGAAAUGUAUGGGCUCUUAGAUGUCCUGAAGAGUCCUCAACUUUGGCCGAUGAAGAGUCCGCUGGCGUUUUUGUGUCUACACAAGAUUCCUACUUAAAUGGCUCUCCAAAAAGGUUGAAUCAACUUUGUCAUUAUUAUAUAAAUGAUAUCCCAACAUCUUUUAUGAAAAAUCAUGAUGCUAGUGGGUUGAACGAAUCGGUUAUUUACACAGGCUUGCAAGGUACCAUAGGGCUUUUGGUUCCACUUCUUACGCAAUCAGAGAUCAGAUUUUUUCAAGAAUUACAGAAGCAACUUACGGAACAGCCAGAGUUGAUGCUCGUUGGGAGAGAUCAUUUGAUGUACCGAAGCUACUAUGCCCCAGUAAAAGGGAUUAUUGAUGGGGAUUUAUGUGAAAAGUUCGGAUCUUUGAAGCAGUCUCAGAAGAACCAAAUUGCAAUCAAUAUGAAUCAAUCUGCCAAAGAAAUUGAAAAGAAGAUAGUAGACAUGAGACUCAAAUUUUCCAUAUAG